Molecule: messenger RNA, 4866 nt
Organism: Rana temporaria (common frog)
Lineage: Eukaryota; Metazoa; Chordata; Amphibia; Anura; Ranidae
Gene: TMEM94
Product: transmembrane protein 94
Exons: 31
Coding region: 147-4337 (1396 amino acids)
Source: RefSeq, a predicted model, not a curated record
AGUGAUGGGAGUACAUGAUAGAGGUUACCCGGGAGGAGGGUGUCUGUGAAGAGAUAUAGAUGGACCUGUGUGAUUUGUCACUAUGGGGGGUGUAGAGGGAGAGGACAGGUGAGGCGCUGACAUUGUCACAGCUCUCUGCUUAUCUGAUGUUCCCAUGUAUGAGGAGGUGUCAUGGACAGGUGGUGACAACACAGAAGCCUGUACAUGAGUGCUCUCAGGGGUUUGGAGCGAUGGAGCCCAGCGAGAAGAGCCAGGAUGGUCUUAGGCCGUGUCUGGGACUCUCCACUCGCCAAGCUUUGUCAAAUCUGCGGGAGCAGCUGUUAUCUACACUGAGUUCCCACCAGAAAAAUAGAACAGCUUAUUGGAAGGACUGGAGAUUAAGCUUUUUGUAUCAUGGAAACCGAUCUUCUUGCUUCCAUUGGCCAGGAGCUUUGCUAAUGCUGAUUGCAACAUUGCUGCUUCUCUGCUGUUAUGGUAGCCAACCAGAUGGAAGCCAGGGAUCAGAAGUGGGAAAUGCAUGCGCCCUAUUUCUAUUACUUGUGCUGGAUCUCUUCUUGAUGAGACGACAAGAACAGCUCAGACAGCAAGAGGUGGACGUCAGAGUACAGAGGAUCAUCGCACAGAUUGAUGAGGCUCUGAACAGCGGGUAUGAAUUGGUGUGGGCAGACAGCAUGUACCCUGACUUAUACAUGCCAUCAGCACCCUCCUGGUCCCUUCAUUGGGUUUAUAGAGAUGGGCGGCUUGUUAACCUUCCAGUAAGCCUCCUGGUGGAUGGAGAUGUCAUUGCUUUAAGGCCCGGACAGGAGUCGUUUGCAUCACUCAGGGGAAUGAAGGAUGAUGAGCACAUAGUUCUAGAACCAGGAGAUCUGUUCCCUCCUUUCUCACCACCACCAUCACCUCACGCAGAAGGCAAGAAGGUACCACAAGAACCACAACAGCAUCAUCUGUUUCGUGUCAUGAAAACUCCCGUGCUUGAGAAUGUCAGGAACUGGCUGGACCAGGCCCUUGCACGUCCUGUAACUGUAAUGGAUAAUGAGAGGUUCACCGUCCAGUCGGUAAUGUUAAUGUAUGCUGUCCCAGCCAUCAUGGUUGCCUUCCUGUUCACUAAUACCCUUCGAGUCAUCUUCCAUACUCCUGGCAUUCCCCCUGCUACUUAUGCUUUGGUGCAACUACAGGUGAAUGCAGUGUUACCAGUUCUUCCUCUCCUUUUCCCUGUUAUGUGGAUUCUAGUUACUGCUCUGUGUGAAGCUCGUGUAUUAGCCCAAAUGGGCAGACCCUGCCCUACCUCUCUGGUGGCUAAAUUUUCAGAGGAUACUUUAAGCAGCUAUACUGAAGUUGCCUCUAGUCAGGAAAUGUUGCGCUCUGUGUAUACGCACUUCCUGCGUGUUGUAAGGGGGAAAUGUGAGACGCUGUCAUAUACGUCUGGUUUGCUGCAUGGCCUGGGAUCUGUCACAGUCAUCUGCUGUGUCGAUAAACAAGGUGUUCUGUCCUGGCCCAAUCCCAGCCCAGAGACAGUCCUCUUUUUUAGUGGUAGAAUGGAUCAGGCCACUGAAAGACACGAGGAUGUCACUGACCAGUUAUCUUUACAUACCUACUGUCAGACAGAGAUGGAAGACGAGGUGCUGAAAACAUUUCUUUGCCUUGCAGAUGUUAUUUUUUUAAUGAUUUUAGUUGCACUAAACCCUGUGUCACCUUGUUUGUCUUCCCAGCCACAGGAAAUGGUAGCUUUGCUGGCAGACACAGAUGUACUACAAAUGGUGAAUGAACAGGAAAGCGCUGAGCGUUCAAAUGAUCUUUCCAGACCUACGGAUGCACAGAAAAAGCCUCAGAGCCGAAACAAACAUGCCUCAGGUUCAAAUGUAAGCUUCAGCCAAGAUACUGCAGGCCAGCUAAGCAGCGAGGUGGAUGAUUAUGUUUGUGACUGCCAUCUAGAGAUGCUUCGGUUGUCGCAGGACCAGCAGAACCCUCAAAGCAUCCAGUUUGAUGAGGCUAACUGGCAACUUCACCUGAGCUCUUUGAAACCUCUGGGUCUUAACGUGCUGCUCAACCUCUGUAACCCGGAUGUGACCACCACCCUUUGCCGCUUCUCUGACCAUUUAAGGCACAUUGCCCUUCAAGAAUCCCACUGCUGUGUUCUUCCAGGGCAUAUCCCAUGGGGACUCUGUGACUUUUCUAGGCUCAUCGGUUUCACGCCUGGAGCAAAGGACCUGUUUAAACUGCAAAACCAUCUUGCUCUUUAUCACCUUCCAAGUGAUGAAUCUGUGAAGGAGUCCCUUCUCUGCAAGCUUCCAGCGGUUGCCAAACGAAGACCUUCCCUGAGCCACAUGGUCAGCCUAUUUGUCAAAGAUGUCACAUCCAACACAGAGCAGAUGCUGUCCCAUGGAACAGCAGAUAUUAUCCUUGAAGCCUGUACUGAUUUCUGGGAUGGAGCUGAUAUUUACCCCCUCUCUGGGUCUGACAGGAAAAAGGUACUUGAUUUCUACCAGCGAGCCUGUUUGUCUGGAUACUGCUCUGCUUUUUCCUACAAGCCCAUGCACUAUUCACUGUCCCCUCAACUACAUGGAAAGUGCAUAGAGAUGCACCAUGCUCCUGGUCACAGCACCAUUCCAGUAUCGUGUGAUUUAGGUGGAACUGUGCCAUUGAAACCUUCUGGACGGCAUGACAGCUGGAGUUCUGAUGAAGGCAUUGGAGAGUAUACAGAGGAUUUCACCCAGGCACUUGGUGGACAGAUCUUCAUGGGGAUGGUCUCCUCACAGUACCAGGCUCGUCUGGAUAUUGUGCGUCUUAUAGAUGGUUUAGUGAAUGCCUGUAUCCGAUUUGUGUACUUUUCCAUGGAAGAUGAGCUUAGAAGUAAGGUGUUUUCAGAGAAGAUGGGCCUAGAAACUGGAUGGAACUGUCACAUCUCUCUAACUCCCAAUGGUGAUGGGCCAGGAUCUCUGGUACCACCAUCCAGCCCUAGUAAUGCUGGAUCUCUGCGAGAUGACCUACAGCAAGGUUCUCGAGAAGAUGCAGAGGGCUUAUUACUGAUGGAUGAUGAAGGUCAUUCAGAUAUGAUAAGUUUUCACCCUACAGAUAGUGAUGUUCCUAGUUUUCUAGAGGAUUCGAAUCGCGCAAAACUUCCUCGUGGUAUCCAUCAAGUAAGACCUCAUCUGCAGAACAUUGAUAAUGUUCCCUUGUUGGUACCGCUGUUUACAGACUGUACACCAGAAACUAUGUGCGAUAUGAUCCAGAUCAUGCAGGAGUAUGGGGAGGUGACCUGCUGUAUGGGAAGUUCUGCCAACGUCAGAAACAGUGGCUUAUUCUUACAGAGUGAUAUCAGCAUUUCCCUGGACCCGCUGUUCCCCUCUCGCUGUUCAUGGGAGACGUUUGGGUACGUGAGUGGCCCUCUGAGGACGAACAAUUCAGAGGAUCUGUCUCCACUGCAUCUCUCUUCAGCACUAACCAGCUUGGCCUGCUCCAUGUCCUUCAGAAAGGAGGACAGCGUCAGCAUCAUCCGCCUUAUUGAACAGGCUCGUCACGCUACAUAUGGUAUAAGAAAAUGCUUCCUAUUUCUAUUACAAUGUCAGUUAACCCUUGUCAUGGUUCAGUUCCUGGCCUGCCUGCUCCAGCUACCUCCUGUACUCAGCACAACAGAUAUUUUAUGGUUGUCUUGCUUCUGUUACCCAUUACUGAGUGUCUCACUGAUUGGGAAGCCAGCUGACAUCUCCAUAAUGUCUGUAGCAACUGGGAAAAAUCUGCGUUCCAUACCUAAAAAGACUCGGCAAUAUUUCCUGGUAUGUUUCCUCCUCAAGUUCCUCCCUUCCUUCUCCUGUUGUCUGGCCUGCUUCUGGUUCUCGCUACAGAGUUUUUGUGAGAUUUCUUCCCACAAUAAUGCCACCAACUGCUCUGGGAUUCCAGUUUUCAGUGAUGCUCCGGGUGCCCCGGACUGGUUUGGAUCCUUUUCUGGGGCAUUGCUUGUAGCACAGAAGUUUUGUGCCUGUCUCAUUGUUCUACACAUAGUAUUUAUCUCUGUCAGUCAUGUCCAUCGUUCUAAAUCUCUAUGGAAGAGGAACCCCUUCAGCAAUAUAUGGUGGAGCUUGACUCUCCCUGUCUUGUUUAUCGCACAAGGACUACAGACAGCCCUAGAUCUACAGAUGUGGACAAAUGCGGAUUCUCCUCUAAAGUUCAGCCUUUGGGACAUUCCCCUACUGUCAUGGCUGUCAGGGUCCCUUUCGCUUCUUGUCGUUCUAAUUAUCAAUGAAAUAGUCAAACUGCAUGAGAUAAGGGCUCGUGUCCGUUAUCAGAAGAGACAAAAGCUGCAAUUUGAAACCAAGCUUGGCAUGAAUUCUCCAUUCUGAUUACACUGUUUAGCACUAUGCGCUGUGGUGUUCAUGGUUCCCACAGCGUCUGAUGAGGGGGAGGCAGACAGGGCUGGUAUAGUAUGACCUCACUGUUGGAAAGAUGCUGCUGACAUAGCUAUUUAUAUCUCACCAAAACCAGCUGUCACCACCAGUGCCUCCUCCCCCACCACCAGUGCCUCCACAGUAUCACUGCCUGUUUACAUAUACUUAGCAGUUGGAGAAUGCUGAACGGUACACCUUAUCCUGGUUUUCUCCCUUCUGCACUGAUGGAUUAAUGGGGGGCUUCAAGUCUCUAUCAUUGUUCCUUCCUGCCACAUGCAUGGUUGACCCUGCUGGCGCAAAGUUCUGUUUUUCUAUAGUUGUCCUGCAGGCCUUGGUGCCACGUGCAUGGCUUAACUAGCAUGGAAAUCUGUAAUGUCUUUUGAACCACUGGACUGUGCUGUAUGCUGCAUUUGUGCACAGAGUUAAUUGGUAGUAGUUUUUUUUUUAUGGAUGUAUAUUUUCUUAAAAAAAAAAAAAAAAAAUA